Molecule: messenger RNA, 4829 nt
Organism: Acipenser ruthenus (sterlet)
Lineage: Eukaryota; Metazoa; Chordata; Actinopteri; Acipenseriformes; Acipenseridae
Product: WD repeat-containing protein 49-like
Exons: 26
Coding region: 143-2803 (886 amino acids)
Molecular function (GO): protein binding
Source: RefSeq, a predicted model, not a curated record
GCUACCAGCUCCUUGUUUGCAUGCUACAAAUAUAUUACUAUAGCAACCAUUCUUACAUCUUUCAGAGAGACCAGUGAGUGGUUGAUGCAAAUCCUGAAAUUCGAAAACUUUUUGAAGGCUUUAAAUUUAAUAGAGAGGAAUCAUGUCUAAUGCUUUCCCAAAACCAAAGGAAAUUGUCGGGUAUCCUGACAAGGAGGAGUCGUCCUCAUUCUCGGCUAGAAGGGUAUUGGUCCACCUUCCAGCCCAGGUCACAGAGAUACCACACAGGGAAGCGAUUCUCAAAGUUGCCUCCAUGCCAGACAACAGCCUGCUCGCAGUGGGACAGGACGGCUUGGUGUCCCUGUGGUCUCCAGAGCUCAAACUCAAGAAAAUCAGAUCAGUGCUUGAAGAGAACAAACAGCCGUCCAGAACACCUAAAUGGAUUGCAGACACAACUUUAAUGCCUCAGUACAACAAACUUGUGAUUGGUACCUGUGAUCGUGAGUUACGCCUUUAUGACCUCUCUAACUUUGGACUGUAUUUCCAAAUCACAGGUCUUGAAAGCAUGCCUUUACAGCUAGACUACAGUUACAAAGACAAAGAUGAAUGCAUAUUACUAUAUGGCGAUGACCAGGGAUGUGUCAAUAUCAUUGUAAUAACAAGAGUGGGGGAGACUCUGAGAAACUGGUCAAAGAGUCAGCCAGUAGAGGGGAUUCCUAGUGUUUCUAUUGAGGCUAUCACCGAGGGGGGAGCGGUCAGCUACACCCGUUGGAAGGUGCACAAUGACUGGGUCACAAAGAUCAAAUACUGCCACUCUAUUCAAUCAGUGAUAUCCAGUUCAAAUGACGAAGACACAUCACUGGUAAUAGGCACUGUUACUGGAACCAAGAAUGUCCUCCAAAGACUGAAGGAGAUGUCAGAUGCUGGUAGUGUGAAAGACAGACCCCACCUGCAGACAGGCUCCUCUGCGCCUCACAGACUGAGCUCAGAUGAGUCUGUCUUCAAAGCCUACAAAGGAGUGAAAACCUUUGACUUCUCCAGGGAGAGCAACCUGCUUGUGACAGGAGGAUUAGACCGAGCCAUUCGCCUGUGGAACCCCUACAUUCCAGGGUGGCCUAUUGGUUUACUGCAGGGGCACAAUGCACCUGUCAGCUUCCUGCACAUCAGCACUGAAGAGAGCAGGAUCUAUUCAGUUUCCACGGACAACAAUGUUAUGGUGUGGGAUAUGGAAGACCAGAUCUGCUUAGCCAGUAUCAUAUCUAGAGCCAGUCAGAUCAGAGGAGAGCUGUCAGCCUGCUACUUCUCAGAGGAGCUGGGAGCUAUCUGCAUUGCCACUGACACUCUCGCUCUACUGCAGUUCAGGCACAAUAAAACAGAACUCAGCAAUGCCUCCACCUCACACAAGAGGCCUGUCCUGUGCUGCCGCUACAUCAAGCAAUUCCAACACGUCAUUAGCUGCUGUGAGGGCUCUGUUUUCAAAGUAUGGGACCUCAUCACAGGAGCCCCUGUUUUUGAAUUCAGUGGUGUGCAGGCAAAGGCUGCUGUUACCUGCAUGACUCUUGACAUCAGUGGAAAAAGGCUGAUUACUGGGAGUCGUGACGGCUCCGUGAGGAAGUGGGAUUACAGCAGUGGUCAGUGUGUAUCAGUACUCAGACACGCGUCCAACAUAGCUGAUGAAGUCAACAGCUGCAUCCAAGUUGAAAUACACAGCAACAGGUAUAUAAUAUCUGUUGGUUGUGAUAGACGGAUCAGCAUUUUUCCAGAUCACCAGGAUGGUGCAAAUGGUAUUGAGGAUCUAGGAUCCCAGUGGCUACAUCAAGAGCCCAGCCCCCAUCGAGAGGAGAUUGUCAGUGUGUCCCUGUGGCCCCCCAGUCUCCUCGCCACUUCCAGCUGUGCUGGGGAGCUGCUCGUGUGGAACCUCAUUUCGGGGAAUGUCUUCACCCGGCUUGGCUCUGCAGACACAGCACCACUCAGGGAGGGCACAGAUGAUCUGAAUAUUUGCAGCGUUCUCUUCAUCCCCUCAAGGGGUCCCAAUCAGAAGACUGCAGCAUCCUUGGUAGCCAGUGGACCUGGAGGAUGUAUUCAUUUCUGGAAUAUAUUUGGUGGUGGAAAACUCUUUGGACAGUUCAGUGGAUCUCCACAGAAAGCCACAGUUGUUGCCCUGACUCUCAGUGGAGACGACACCUUGCUGUUUGCUGGAGAUCGGCUGGGCUUCGUUUACAUCUGGAAUAUUCAAGACUAUGCGCAGAAUGCUCCCGAAACCACCCUUCCUCCGUUGUUACACAGCUGGAGAGCACAUACCUGCAAUAUCACCAGCGUUGAGUUUAUCCCCGAGUGGCAGCUGCUUCUCACGUCUUCCCGUGACUGUCAGCUGAGGCUGUGGAGCUGCCAGGGGGAACUGAUCGGUAUGUUUGGUGAGAAUGAGCACUGGGAUGUGAAUGAGAAGGAGUCCUGGAGCAGGGAGCUCACAGAGGAGCUAAGGACUGCCUCUGGAGACCUUCCUGUGCAGGAGCCAGCGAGCAGCAGACCAGAGUCACCUACCACCAGCAAUCCUGCAGACGGAGACAGCGGGAAUCAGCUGAACACGUGUCAGGAAUCUACCUCCUCUACAAACGAGUUGGCAAUCGAAGAGGAGCUGGAGCUGUAUCAAUACAAUCCCAGAGUUCAACGGGUUCAUCUGAAGCAGGUGGAAAUCCCUCAGGUGUGUGGGAGGCUGAUGACAUUCCACUCUCUGCAUUGCCAUGAGCUGGCUGACGUCCACAAUGCCAUCCACAAGCCCUGCCCGGCAGCAGAGCUCAACGAUCCUUACGACUUCUCUUUCUAAUGACAUUAUCAUAUUGACAGUCAUAUUAGAGUGCAUUAGUAAUUAAUAAUCAGGAAACUUGAUGGAACUGAAGGGGUUUGUAUGAAAUCAGAUCAGUGUGAGUUUUCACCUUUUAGAGCUCUACCUACUAUUACCACAUUCAGUAAAUGCAUUUAAAUAAUUUUUCUGUUCUCUUACUGCAUUGCAAUCAUUAUCUAGAUAAAUUACAUUUUAUUUGUAUACCGACUACCAGGCAUUACCAUUACUAUCAAUGCAUCCAUGUGUCCUGUUUGGUGUUGCCCUAUGUGCGUAAAGUGGGACCCACAUUUGUGUAAAAAUACAACCGUUUAUUAUUAAUAAUAAUAAUAAUAAUAAUAAUAAUAAUAAUAAUAAUAAUAAUAAUAAUAAUGCUGCAUUAUAAAGUGGCAGCAUCAUUUGGUAUCUAUGCUAGGACAACAACAACUAAGCAAAAUCUAGGAGGAAAGCAGGCAUGUUGGGUUGGGAACACUUAAUUGAAACAAGUUUUAAAAUCGUAAAAGCUGUUGUGGUUUGUAUAAAAUGAAAAGAUGUGUCAGAUAUAAAUACUAUAAAAUGCAGUGUAGAGGUAAGAAAGAUCAGGUUUAUGUUUCUAAAACGACUGCCGUUAUGGUCAUUGAAAAACUAAAAGUAUCUCAACCCUGCCACUCUUCGAUCUACAGUUUAUGCUGCCCCAUCGCCCUGGAUAAGGGCACCUGCUAAGAAAUAAAUAAUAAUAUUAAAUAAGGUAAAUGUGCCAGUUUCCCCAGGCUUAUUUUGUUUAAAUUAUCUUGUAUACAGUUUACUUAUAAACCCCUUAAUGAAGAAAAACAGCAGAGUUUGAUUUUUGUAAUAUUUAAUACCUCGUUUUGGUAUUGAAUAAUUACACAGCUGCAAUGGGAGAUGAACUGUAUUUCACUUUUGCUUAAAGCUGAAAAGACAGAAGCUGCCAGUUAGACAUGUCAAACAACUGGAACUCUGCAUCAACACGGAAUAUGUCCAAAUUAGGGAUUCCGUUAACACUGGAGAGAGAGGGGUGGUCUUACUGUUGUUUACAGUGAAGGCAAGACCAGGAAAAGCCUGGGAACCAAACCAGUAUGUAUGUGAACGUUGAGAAUUAAUAAACUGCAAUGUGAUUUAGUGCUUCCAAUUUCUUAAAUCCAGAAGAGAGGAGUGAAGGUUAAUGGAAACCCUGUGGUUUAAUCUUAAUGACUGACGUUUCCAGUGAGAUGAUACUGUUUAGCAUCACACCAAUCAUUGAUACAGAGCAGAAGGGCUUUGACAAACCUGACAGUUUCUUAAUUCACAAAUACUUGGCCAGUACACAAUGGAUCUAAAGUUUUUACACCAACAGUUUUCAAAGUGGUCCAGGCAGUUCUGUUACAGCUUUCAACAAAAUAAUAACAAAAGCUGUCAGAUAUUAACCAGUUCAGUGCGGUUGAGCACGGUUGAGCACACUUGGAAGCUAGGCUAAAAAGCUGUCACCUGGUCUGAAAUUAGCACAGCAUGUUAUUUGCAGCUAUACAUACUUGGGUUGCAGAAAAUCAGACAAACUGACAGAAGAACCCUCACCAUACCAGCCUUGAUUUCAGACAGCUGAUUGCCUUACAAAUGCAAUUAAUAAAAAAUGUAUCCAUGAAAGACACGAUGUAAAUACAUUUUUGCACAUUCCCUGAACAAAACAUGUUGGCCCAUACUUACUUACCCGUACUUUAAGUAUUCCUUGGUUAAUUAAUUCAUAUCAGUGCAUAACAAAGCCUGUCACCAGACACUUUAUUCUGCUUAUGACAGCCAUAUUGAACAUACAAAGUAUUUGCCGUAAUCGCAAGGUCUGAACACCUACAGUGCUCAAGUUCAGUGCAAACACUUCAACAUGCAACUCAGCAGCAGUGUGGAGUAGUGGUUAGGGCUCUGGACUCUUGACCGGAGGGUCAUGGGUUCAAUCCCUGGUAGGGGACACUGCUGCUGUACCCUUGAGCAAGGUACUUUACCUAGAUUGCUCCAGUAAAAACCCAACUGUAUAAAUGGGUAA